ACGGUUCAUCGAAAACGAUUUGCGAUUGGUUCGUACGAUUCUACGGUAGCGCCACCAGCCGUAUAAAUAAUUUACUAAAUCAAUAUGGAUUAAUGUCUUCCUCAAUAAACGAUUAGUUUAGAAUUUAAUGAAAAAUGGCGUCUUUAACGAAAGCUGUACACAUUUCAAAAUUGGUGAACAAUGUGACGAAACUUAUUACAAACUUAUCAUUAUCCAAUAAUAUUAAUUUAGUUUCUAACACUAGGUUUAUUCGAAGAUUACCUAUGCAACCAUGUGCACUAUUGCAUGCUUCAUCAACAAAAUAUGAUUUAAUGGAGUUCUUUGAUGACACAAUUAAUUGGGGUAAAGAUGAAGUAAAAGUUGGACGUUCAUGGAAGAUGGAUGAAUUAAGAUUAAAAAGUAAUGAAGAUCUUCACAAGUUAUGGUUCGUGUUAUUAAAGGAGCGUAAUAUGCUCUUAACCAUGGAAGAAGCAUGCAAAAGAAAAUAUAAGAUUUUUCCAAAUCCUGAACGAAUAGAUAAAGUUGAAAUGAGUAUGUCAAAUUUAGAAUCUGUAAUUCGUGAAAGAAAUAAAGCUUAUCAUUUACUUGAAACUGGAGAAACAGGAGAACGUCCAGGGAAAUUUGUAUAUAAUGCGCUUGGUUACAAAUCUUAUUAUCGUAUGCGUGAAUAUCCUAUACCACAAUUUAUGAACAGCAAAUGGUAUAAAAAACAUUUCUUUGGAUAUCAGGGUUAUGCAGUACGGAAAUUUCUACGAUUGUAUAGAGAAAAAUUAUGGAAUAUUAAACGGAAAGCAAGAAACCGCGAUUUUCAGCAUGCUUUAGUCUUGCUCAGAAGAUUCCCAAAUAUGGAUAUUAAUGCAUUCAAAGAGAAAUAUCCAUCUGUAGAUAUAGAAAAAGCAAAACGGUGUAAAAAAUCACAAGGACAUUUUAUAUCUUAAUGCAAUAAUCAUUGUUUUAUGAAAGUGUAACCUAUAAUAAUAUAAUUAAUUGUAAAUUAUAACAACUUUAUUGUAUAUUAAUAGAAGUAAGAUUAAAAGUCCUAACAUGUA
Molecule: messenger RNA, 1049 nt
Organism: Vespa crabro (European hornet)
Lineage: Eukaryota; Metazoa; Arthropoda; Insecta; Hymenoptera; Vespidae
Gene: mRpL47
Product: 39S ribosomal protein L47, mitochondrial
Exons: 5
Coding region: 135-938 (267 amino acids)
Biological process (GO): mitochondrial translation
Cellular component (GO): mitochondrial large ribosomal subunit; mitochondrial ribosome
Molecular function (GO): structural constituent of ribosome
Source: RefSeq, a predicted model, not a curated record